CAUGUUUUUGUCCCUGUUUUAUUCACUGUAUGUUUGUGUCAUGUGUGUUGUUGCGCUUCCUUCCUGACUGCCAGUUAUUUGCAUCACCCUGUUUCCUUGUUGUAUUUGCAGUUGAUGUUUUACUUAACAAACUAGUAAAGCUGCCUUUAAGAGCCAGCCACCAAGUUGAGUAAUAUGUCAUAGCCAGGAGUUGUUUUGUGGAAAAUACAUGACAUUUUCUGUUAUUUUUUUUACUUUGAAUUUUGCUCCUUGCUCCCGCUUGAAAGUAAUUUAAAACGGACUUAUUGUGCAGAUAGGGCAUUUGAUCUCCCCGCUCCAGAAACCCUACCCAGAGGAGGCUGUUGUAGUGUCUGUCACCAGGGAAUGGGAGAGAGAAAGCAGGGUGGGGUGGGUAGGGAAGUGGCCCAGCUGUCAGUCCUCUCUUCACAAUCAUGCUUUGUGCGUUGUCAUUUAUCUGUACAUGGCACUGGACUGUGUGGAUUGGCCCCGGCAGGGUUGACCCCUACGGCUUCGAGAGACAUCAGGAUUUUGAGCCCUAUAAGGAGAUGAUGAACGAGUACGUGGCUGUCCUCAACAGAAGGUCCAUGAGAUGGUCCAAACUCCUGCAAGAGAAGCCGCGUGUAGAGAAGAACUUGACAGUGAAAAGGUAUGUGCGUAAAGGUGUGCCUAACGAGCACCGGGCCAGGAUUUGGAUGGCGGCUAGCGGUGCACAGGAACAACUGGAGAGCAACCCGGGUUAUUACAAGUCUCUGCUGGCUGCGGAGCACGACGGCAAACUGGAGGAGACCAUUCGUAUAGACAUGCACCGGACCUUUCCAGACAACGUCCUCUUCAAGAGCAAAUCAGAACCGAGCCUGCAGAGGGCUCUGUAUAAUGUGCUGCUGGCCUACGGACACCAUAAUGAGGCAGUGGGGUACUGUCAGGGCAUGAACUUUAUUGCAGGCUACCUCAUCAUCAUCACCAAAGAUGAAGAGAAGUCAUUCUGGCUCAUGGAUGCAUUGUUGGGCAGAAUUCUCCCAGACUACUACAGCUCGGCCAUGUUGGGCCUGAAGACCGACCAGGAGGUUCUUGGGGAGCUGGUGAAGGCUAAAGCUCCUGCUGUGGGACAGCUCAUGGGUCAGUAUCCUGGCAUUUGGACACUGGUGGUGUCACGCUGGUUCAUCUGCCUCUACAUUGACAUACUACCAAUUGAGACUGUCCUGCGUGUCUGGGAUUGUCUCUUCUAUGAAGGCUCUAAGGUUCUUUUCCGUGUUGCUCUGACUCUAAUCAUUCAUCACCAGCCGGAGAUCCUGAGAGCUCGCUCUUUGGCUGAUGUCUGCGAGUGCUUCAAGCAAAUCACGUGUGGAGGUUUCACUCUGGACUGUCACAACUUCAUGCAGAAAAUCUUUACAGAGCCUGGGAGCCUGUCUUUGACAACUAUUGAUAAACUGAGAGAGAAAUGCAGACAACGGAUACAGGAGGAGGAGUCUGGGCAGCCAUGAGGUUAUAGAGCCUCCAUUUGCUCGACCUGACUGAACAGCGCUCAUUCAAAUGCAUCACUGUACAAUCAGGGACAACUGACUAUACCAAAUGAACAUACUGGUGACUUCCUCUGGAUUCCUCUGUAAUGAGUUGCUGUGUUACAACAAGUUGCUUAAGUUUCUCAACUGAUCUGAAAUUAUUUUGAAGGUCAUCUUUUGCUCGUGGUCUCAUGUUCUGCACAAUGUUUUUAAUGCUACACACAUUUCAAGUUUGAACGAUGCUUUGUAGAAAGUCUUUAAAUCUGUCAUGUUUUUUAAUCAGUUGUACCAUAGUAAUAUAAGAGCGAUUGUUACUUUUUGAAGAAAAAGGGUUGUAAGAAUUUAACAUCUAUUUUAUCUGUCAGAGUAUAGUUUCUUGCACUGCCACACGGUCCUAACUGUCCAUUUCUCUUUAUGAAGUAAAAUAAGUGUUUAUCAUUUGUUGCGGUCUAAUUUA
Messenger RNA from Acanthopagrus latus (yellowfin seabream), 1956 nucleotides. RefSeq names its product growth hormone-regulated TBC protein 1-A-like. The transcript is spliced from 7 exons. The coding region runs from base 432 to 1481 and encodes 349 amino acids. The record is from RefSeq and is a predicted model, not a curated record. Lineage: Eukaryota; Metazoa; Chordata; Actinopteri; Spariformes; Sparidae.